Messenger RNA from Saprolegnia parasitica CBS 223.65, 766 nucleotides. RefSeq lists its product as hypothetical. Gene Ontology annotation, molecular function: lipid binding. Lineage: Eukaryota; Oomycota; Saprolegniomycetes; Saprolegniales; Saprolegniaceae. The coding region runs from base 22 to 696 and encodes 224 amino acids. The transcript has a single exon. The record is from RefSeq and is a predicted model, not a curated record.
ACCACAUCCACCACAGUCACCAUGCGCCUCAGCAACAGCAGCUCGAGCAGCUCGAGCAGCUACAUCAACAACAACUCGCCCGAAGAUUACCUCGCGCUCGGCGCGAGAAGCAUCUCGGACAUCCUCGCCAAGGACUCGGGCGACGACAAGAGCACGACGUGGAGCCACGUCAAGGACAACGACGGCGUCUCCAUCGACCGCGGUAUCGUCGACGGCUCGGCGUGGAACGCGAUCAAGGCCACGACGACCGUCGACUGCGCCGCCGACGACCUCGCGGCCAAGCUCAGCGACGCCUCGCAGAUGCACAUCUUUGACGAGAUGACCGACAACUGCCGCGUCAUCGAGGCGCUUAAAGAAUCAACGUCCAUCCGGUAUGUGCAGGCCAAGCCGGUGUUUCCGACGACGGCGCGCGACUUCCUCGUCGUCACGAGUCAGCAGCAUUUGGACGACGGCUCCAUCGUCAUUGGCACCAAGAGCGUCGAGCAUGAUAGCGUGCCUGUCGACAAGCACUUCGUGCGCGCGCACACGCACGUGUCGGGGUACAUUGUUCGUCCGCUGACGCCGACGUCGUGCUCGGUGACACUGAUUGUGCACAUGGACCUCGGCGGCUACAUGCCGGCGGCCGUCAUCAACCUCUUGUCGGUCUCGUCACCGAUCAAGCUCAUGAAGCGGCUUCGCCAGCUCUACGCCGCCUAGCGCGUCCGAGACCCCUGACUGCCUUUGACUAUAUCGCUAUCAACUAAUUUACACGACUUUUGCACAUCAA